Messenger RNA from Lycium ferocissimum, 1048 nucleotides. RefSeq names its product probable nucleoside diphosphate kinase 5. The record is from RefSeq and is a predicted model, not a curated record. Bases 157 to 684 code for a protein of 175 amino acids. Gene Ontology annotation, molecular function: nucleoside diphosphate kinase activity. The transcript has 5 exons. Gene Ontology annotation, biological process: CTP biosynthetic process; GTP biosynthetic process; UTP biosynthetic process. Lineage: Eukaryota; Viridiplantae; Streptophyta; Magnoliopsida; Solanales; Solanaceae.
AAAUAAAUUUUCAUCGUGGCUUGAAUAAUUUUAGAUCUUGAUUGCUUCUACUAUACCCUGAAAUGUCUUGAACUGUUAAUUUUCUGUACAAUUUUGGUAAUGAUCUUGCAUAACGUCUAACACGUUUUCAUUACCUUUUUCAGUUUGGUCAUUCAAAUGACUCGUCAAUUCAUUCUGUUUUUCCUGGUGUCCACUCUCUCUAUCCUUAACAGAUGUUCAGCAGACUCUUCUACAAAAACGGAAAGGACAUUGGCUAUAAUAAAGCCAGAUGGUGUUUCUGGAAACCACACAAAUUCUGUAAAGGAAACAAUUCUCAAUCAUGGAUUCAAAAUCGCUGAGGAAUUGUUCAUUCAGCUUGAUGAGGAUCGUGUGAAAACCUUUUAUGCUGAACACUCUUCUAGGAGCUUCUUUCCGAGCCUUGUUGAAUAUAUGACCAGUGGUCCAGUGUUGAUAAUGGUUCUGGAGAAAGGGAAUGCCAUCGCUGACUGGCGCGCAUUAAUUGGUCCAACUGACCCACUCAAGGCAAAGGUUACUCAUCCUCACAGUGUCAGAGCCAUAUGUGGGCUGGAUUUACAGAGGAAUUGUGUUCAUGGUUCUGACUCACAUGAGUCUGCUGGCCGGGAAAUAUCUUUCUUCUUUAAAAGGACGUCAUCAGGACAUACAUCUAAGCAUGAUGAAUUAUAAGUUCUUGAAGAAGGAUUGUCUGCAAUUGGGAUUCCUCUAUGAACAGUUUGUUGCAGCUCAGAUAACUAGAGUUGUCCUCUGAGAUGCCAUAUCCUGCAAGACCAAGCUUAGCAGAUUGGUUAUUGAGAUUGGUUAUUGGGGUGAGACAGUAGAUUUCCUUCUUGGCCGUUAAUCAAAGACGAUGGAGCCUAUGUUAUAUGGGUUUGGUUGUCAGUUUUUCGACAUGGAACAUAGCUAUAUAUGUGAAAAACACUACAAUGUCAACAAAAUUUAAAUUGUGAAUUCAUAAUUUGAAAUGUACAAUGAAUUUAAUGCUAAGAAGUAAGAACUUUAAAGUUCAAACUCAUCAGAUUUAAAUCAUGAA